Messenger RNA from Lonchura striata (white-rumped munia), 1312 nucleotides. Lineage: Eukaryota; Metazoa; Chordata; Aves; Passeriformes; Estrildidae. The record is from RefSeq and is a predicted model, not a curated record.
AUGUCCCCGCCCGGGGGUCGCCGCUGCCCCCCGGCGCUGCUGGCGCUGCUGCUGGGGCUGGCGGGGAGCCGAGGUGAGGAGGGGGCGCGGGGCGGGGGGCGCCGGCCCGGGCAGCGAGGAUGCGGCGCUGCGGCAGCGCCGGGGCGCGGAGGGGCUCGGGGGGCGCGGAGGGGCUGCCGGCGGCUUCGGGGCCGUUCUCCUCGCUUCUCUCGGCCCGCCGUGCCCAGGGACAGCCGGGCCGAGCCGCGGGGCCGGUUCCCCUUCCUGGGCAGCGCUUGGGCUGCGCCUUCGCCCCGAAGUCGCGACUCCCGCGGCUCUGCUUUAGGAUCCCCAAAAUGCCAAAACCUGACGGUGGGCGAGGGAGGAUCGCUGUGCCUGGUGCCGGAUAAAACCCUGCGGAACUGGAUAAUCAUCCAGUGGAAGAUGGAAAUUUAUCCAACAGCGUGGCAGCAGAUCCUGACGGCCAGCAGGGAUGGAGCUGUCUCCUCUCCCAGAGGUCCUUUCCAUGGGAGAGCGAAAUUCCAGCCGGGAAACUUCUCCCUGUGCAUCUCCCCCGCUCACAGGGCAGACAACGGGGUCUAUAGGGUCGAGUUCCAGAGUUCCUCACGGAUUUCCUCCCGGUGCUUCCGAGUGUCCGUGUGGGAACCCCAAAUCUGCCUCUGCAACGUCAGCAGCCCCGCGGGCUGGAGCGCGGCCCGCGCCCUGCUCACCUGCCCAGAAAUUCCAGACAAUUUUGGCCACUGGAGACCGCUGGUCGUGGCCCUUGCCGAGGGGCUGACGCUGCUCCUCGUCGGUGGCUGCUGCUGGUGGAGGGAGAAGAGGAAGAACUCCCGGGAAGGUUUGUCUGGAAUGUCAGAGCAGGAUCCCAAAUUUGGGGGUUCUGACCCCACGCUGACCCUUGGAACACCAAAAUCCAGGAGUUCCGGAAUCAAAACUUCUCAAGAUAACGGGGGUUACAGGCGCCUGCGCUUCCCAAAUCCUGCCGGCCACCAGCGCCCCUAAAACCCCGGAAUUCCCAUCCCUGUGGAAUUCUUCUCCUGGAAACUCCAGUGGCUGCUGAGAUCCCACCCGAUGGAACAGAAAUUUCCAGAAAUUUGGGAUUUCCCCCCAAGAUUCAAGCCCCGGCUGUGCCUUGGAGCGAAGAUCUGGGGAUGGGAAACUGUGAAGGGAUGGAUUUGGGAUUGGACAGGUGGGAUGGGCGGGGAUGGGAAUUCUGUGGGGGUUUUAGGGCUCGGAAAGUUUGGGAAUCCUUGUCUUUUCUUUUUCUUGGUGCAAAUACUGCUGAGGUGCACAAUGAACCUGUUUAAUUAAU